Molecule: messenger RNA, 1439 nt
Organism: Tetranychus urticae (two-spotted spider mite)
Lineage: Eukaryota; Metazoa; Arthropoda; Arachnida; Trombidiformes; Tetranychidae
Product: caveolin-1
Biological process (GO): caveola assembly
Cellular component (GO): caveola
Molecular function (GO): molecular adaptor activity
Source: RefSeq, a predicted model, not a curated record
UUCAUCUUCUUCGCCUUCAUCUUCAUCAUCAAACGUCUUCGUAUUCAGUCCACAAAGUUUGAAAAAAAGUUUUUCUAGAAAAGUUUCUUAGUCAAGCUUCUUACCUCAAACCCAAUAAACCAGCUUUUUUACCUCCUAACCCUUAUUUCGUUUUAGUCUAUCGACUUGCUGCAUUCUUUUUACUUUUACUCAUUUUUUUGUGAAACUUUUCCCUGAUUUCAAUUCAUCUUAAAAUACAAUGGAUACUAACAAGAGCGGAUCAAAGCCCAAUUUAAAUGAAUCUCACAUCCCUUUAUUAGAAGAGGAAGGUAAAAUUGAUCAUCCUGAGAAAGAAGAAAAAAUCGAAAUGGAAUCUAAAGUAGAUGGUGACAAGGAUGAAAAAUCUUCCGACGACAAGAAAGACGAUGAUAAAAAAGACAAGAAGAAGGCUAAAAAAGAAAAGACUCCCAAAGAGAAGAAAGAAGGACCCAAAAAGACUCCACUCACUUGCGCUCAAAACUGUACAAUUGGGUUAAAUGUAUUGGAUCGGGAUGAAAAGCACAUCAAUGACCAUGUGAACAUUUAUUUUGAAGAUGUUAUUGCUGAAGCUGAUUCUCUUCACGGAUUUGAAUUCAUCUGGAGAGUAACUUACCUCAUCUUCACCAACUCACGAUGCUGGUUCUAUGGUUUGAUAACAGCCGUCCUCGCACCCUUCUUAGCCAUCUUUUGGGCUUUAAUCUUUGCCAUUUUUUCAGCCGCCAUGGUUUGGAUUCUGAUGCCACUUUUCAAACUUUUUGAGAUAACAAUUCAUUAUGCACACAAGUAUUGGAACGCGGUUGUUCGAUGCCUUUUGGAUCCAGUUUUCGCAGCAGCAGGAUUAUUAUUUGGAAACAUUCGGACACGAAGUGAACAACAUGUUCAUUCUCAUAAUGUUUAACUCCAAUGAAUAGAAUCAAGAAACAAAAUUCUCUUUUGCUCGCAUUUUUUCUGUCUUAGAAACCAAUAAUUUUUAGCAAAUUGUAGCUCAUCAUCAUUCUCCUUAGUUUCCCUCACUCCUCUGUAACCUCAUCUUCAAUCAUCAAAACAGAAUUUAUUUUACUCUCGAACCUCUUAACCUUUUUCUGAUGAUGUAUCCUCUCUCAACCUUCCCUCCUCGAUAAUAAGGUUGAAAAAAGACGUUACUUCAACAGUAACUAAACGAACCAAAUCAACCAACAGCCACCAUAAUCAUGACCAUCAAAGCACAACCUCAACCACAGAUGACCCAAGAAGCAAAUUAUCAACAACCACCCAUCGGACUGCAACAAAUCAGCCUCUUCCUCAUCUACAGUAUUUUGCUGAUGAGUAAAAUCAUUUCCAAAAUAACUAUUUUUAUCGUCAUCAUCUUUUCUCAAUCAACAAUUUAAUUUCUUCACCAUAUGUUAAUGAUUUAGCAACUUAUUGAAAAUAAUAUUCAUUAA